AUGGCAAUAACCUUCACGUUGUCGAAGAAGGCCACCGGCUCAGGCGGUGAGCCCCAAAAGAAUGACAGUGCUCGAGCAGCAUCAACAAGCGUGCCUGCCAAGCGCCCGUCCGUUUUCGGCGCCGACAGCGACUCUGACGGCUCUGCGUCAGAUUCUCUGGGCUCACAUCCGCUGUCUAAGCGCGCCAAAGUAUCGCAAAAUGCCGUUUCUGGCGCCAAAACCGAUUCGCGCACGGCAAACUCGUCCAUUGCGUCGGAAAAGAAGCCGGUGAAAGUAACGUAUAAGGAGUACGACCUUUCCACGGAGAACCUCGCCCCCGAGCUUUACUUGUAUGACGAGUUGGAAGACGAAUCCAACAAAGAAGCUCGAGAUCGGACUGACCCUUCACGGCUGGUGUAUUUGGGAUGUGCGCCAUCAGAACCUGCUGAUAAAGCGGCACCGACGGUGGAAAAGGAUUCGCAGUACAUGCAGAAACUUCUGCGCACGGCCCGUGAUCGUAGGAUGGAGCGCGACAUCGCCUUCGACAAGCAACAGCUAAAGGCAGAUUUGGAGAGCGGAGAGUCAGUGGGCGAGGUGUUCGUGACUGGCGCCUACAAGCGGCAGCUUGAGGAGCGCCGCCGUUUCGAGGAGGAGCAGCGUCUUAAGGACGAGGCCGACCUUAAAGCUAGCGGCAAGAGCGUGGCGAGUUUCCACGCGCAUAUGCUGAAGUCUGGAAUCGCCAGCCGCACCAACCGCAAGACAUGA
Babesia ovata is the source of this 744-nucleotide messenger RNA. RefSeq names its product normocyte binding protein, putative. Bases 1 to 744 code for a protein of 247 amino acids. The record is from RefSeq and is a predicted model, not a curated record. Lineage: Eukaryota; Apicomplexa; Aconoidasida; Piroplasmida; Babesiidae. Gene Ontology annotation, biological process: regulation of alternative mRNA splicing, via spliceosome. The transcript has a single exon.